GGAUUGAGUCAAUGAAACCUGGGGCCUGUUGCACAAAAGUAGAAUUAAGACAUCCGGGAUAAAUGACUCAGCUGAGCUCAAUGAAGCCAAAACAUGUGCGUCCAGGCUUAAUUGGUUGCACAAAGACCAAGCCAGGAUGAGCAGACACGGAUUCAUUAAGCCAGGUGAAACCAAUCCUGGAUAGGUGCGCGCUCACGGCUCACUCAAAUAGACCCCGCCACAGAUCACAGAUUAACUGAUUUACCAUGGCAACUAGAGCCGCGUACUUUUCCCCGUCGGAAGCACAAAUCCUCAUGGAGGCAUACGAGGAGGUAAAAGAUAUAAUUAAGAAGAAAGGCAACACCGCCACAGUGAUAAAGCAAAGAGAAAAAGCGUGGCAAAGUAUUGCAGACCGCCUGAAUGCGUAAGUAGUGCACAAUUACACACUCACCGCUCCGCUGAAACAUCACAAUUACAAUUCAAAUAUUUAAUUCACAUCUCCAAAAAUGCAGUUGUACUGUAAUUAUGAAACGGUUAAAUUUUUAAUUGAAAUGCACUGCAGAUAUGAGUGAAAUUGUGUAAAGUAACUCCAUCACACUGUAUAAAGCUAUGAUACAUUUUUUGAUAUUUUUACUGAAAACAAGACAAAAAUACCAAGUAAUUUUUUGCAGUGUGACUCCAUUAAAUGUGUGUGUGUGUGUGUGUGUGUGUGUGUGUAGAUUAAACAUGAACGGGCCAAAACGGACAUGGCAGCAGGUCAAAAUCAAAUACAAGAACAUUCUGCAGAAUGCAGUGAAAAAGAAUACCCACAGACAAGGCACGGGUGGUGGGUCACCAAAGGCUGACCUUACCCCAGCAGAGGACAUGGCCUUGGAGCUAAAUAAAGGCAGGCCCGUCUUAGAGGGGAUCCCUGGGGGGAAAGAGACGAGCAUAGGUUCCUCCCAAGAUGCCACCCGCUUCAUUCAAGUGCCUGGCAGCACUGUGUUCCUGUUAGAGCCACCAGCACAAGCACUAGACGAUGCUGAUCCAGGUGAAGGCCCCAGUGCAGCAGCAACAGCACAUGAUGGAGACGAUGAUGAGGAGGAGACCAUCUCUCUGGAUUCCAGAAGGCAUGAGGACCCAGAUGCUAUACAGUGGGAAAACCAGCCUGGCAACAUAGUGCGUAUUAAUAAAAGGACACUACAUCCUGCCAAAUUCCAGCUGCGCUAAUUGUAUUGUGUUCACAGAGCUCACAAGCUAUCAGAAAGUUGUAUGGCAACCACCUCCGGCGCCAAAUAGAACUGGCAGACAUAGACAUUCAGUACAAGAAGAAAAAGAUGGAAAAUCUUGCACUGGAGUCCGAAAUAAAAAAGAGGACAAUUAGGAAACUGGACCUUGAAAUAAAAAAACUUGAGAGGGAGGUGAGAUAUGCCUUCACUGUAUGCUAACUGUAACACAAAUGUAUUAAUCAUUAUUUUUCUUUCCUCCCCCAGCUCCAAGAAGAUGACACAGCUCAAAAUAAAAAUUAGGUAUAUUCUCGUAAAGUCAAGUGAGCCAUGACAUAUGAGCUCUUAUUGUGAGCACACAGGACGGUGGCAUCUUUCUAAGGUUUUUUUUAUUUUCCCAGCAAUCAGUACAACCAAGUCAUCGUUAUAAGGCAUCGCCCUCUUUUGCCCACCCCCCCAGCACCAGGUGUGGCCACUAGCCUAUAUGAAGGCCCAAAAUUGUGUGUUCCUUUCUGCUCUGACAAUGGCAUGCCCAUUCGUGCGAGAUGUGGUGGAUGAAGAAGCACUUGUGCUGAGAGCCUUCAGGCGAGAAAGGGUCUUCAGGGACCGGUUGGACCCACUGGCCUUCCCUGAUGACCAUCUAUAUGAAAGAUACAGGUUUUCUGCAGAUGACAUCAGGUAUCUAUGCAGACUACUGGGUCCCAGGAUUAAGCACCGCACUGCACGGAGCCAUGCACUGAGUGUGGAGCAAAUGGUUUGUGUGGCCUUGCGCUUUUUUGCUAGUGGAGCCUUCCUGUACUCAGUGGGGGAUGCAGAACAGCUGAACAAGGCCACAAUUUGCCGCACAAUAAGGAGUGUGUGUCUGGCUAUCAAAGCAUUAGCAGAUGUCUUCAUCUCCUUCCCUGGCCACAGAAGACUCUGUGACAUCAAAGAGGAGUUCUAUAGGAUUGCAGGUUUCCCCAAUGUCAUUGGUGCAGUGGACUGCACACACAAGGAUAAAAGCCCCUCAGGUGCCCAUGAGGCCGAUUUUGUGAAUAGGAAAUCCUUUCACAGCAUUAAUGUUCAGAUGGUCUGCAAUGCUGACUGUGUGAUCAGCAAUGUUGUGGCAAAAUGGCCUGGCUCAGUCCAUGACUCCAGAAUCUUUCGGGCCUCUGAAAUCUAUCAGUGCCUAUCACAAGGUGAAUUCUCUGGUGUGUUGCUGGGAGACAGGGGGUAUGGCUGCCAGCCUUUUCUCCUGACACCUUUCACAGACCCCCAGGAAGCACAGCAGGCCUACAACCAUGCCCAUGCCAGGACCAGAGUUGAAAUGACCUUUGGCCUCCUGAAGGCACGCUUUCACUGCCUUCACAAAUUAAGGGUCAGCCCUGUUAGGGCAUGUGAUAUUACUGUGGCCUGCCUGAGGAAGGAGAGGGCCCCCAGAGUGCCACCAGCCAUGGACUGGGACAAUCCGGCUGCUGAGGGACCAAUAUGUGUUGAAUUAUUUUAGUUAGUAUGUGUGCUUUCAAUUUUGGUUAAAUAUGUCCUGCGGUGGCAGAGGAAUUUGGGUUUUUUUGGGUUCGUUUUUUGACGAAUUUGGCCUCUUAUGAUGUUUGUGCGGUAUACUGUGUGUAAUACAAGGCUGCAGGGAGGCUACUGCAUCCAUUCAUUUGUCUGUUCAGUUGAUGUGUAUGGAUUUGUCCUGCAUUUAUUUUAGUGUGCAGACAUGCAGGGUGUGUUAUAUACAGACCUUUGAAUGUGUAUGUAUCAUUUUGUAUAAUAUGCUUGGAUUCUGUGCUUUCCAUCUUGUAGAGUCACUGUGACUUCAGUUUUGAAAGGAGCUGAUGGUUUACCUGCUUUGUUUUGUCCUUAUUCAAUAAAGGAACAUAAUGUUACACAUUGUGUUUUUAUAUUCA
Oncorhynchus nerka (sockeye salmon) is the source of this 3076-nucleotide messenger RNA. RefSeq names its product putative nuclease HARBI1. The transcript is spliced from 8 exons. Bases 1669 to 2670 code for a protein of 333 amino acids. The record is from RefSeq and is a predicted model, not a curated record. NCBI's taxonomy places the organism in Eukaryota, Metazoa, Chordata, Actinopteri, Salmoniformes, Salmonidae.